Messenger RNA from Oreochromis niloticus (Nile tilapia), 4933 nucleotides. Its product is annotated as amine oxidase [flavin-containing]. NCBI's taxonomy places the organism in Eukaryota, Metazoa, Chordata, Actinopteri, Cichliformes, Cichlidae. The record is from RefSeq and is a predicted model, not a curated record. Gene Ontology annotation, molecular function: primary methylamine oxidase activity; flavin adenine dinucleotide binding. Gene Ontology annotation, cellular component: mitochondrion. The transcript has 15 exons. The coding region runs from base 102 to 1676 and encodes 524 amino acids.
UGCCCGGCGCUUUUUAAUCCAGAUGCUCUCCGCCGUGCACCCUGCGUUCGGCAACGAGCUGACACAACCAAGAGGUGAAAGAAGACACACCACCCAGCAACAUGACUGCACCCAGCAACACCUACGAUGUUAUAGUGGUCGGUGCGGGCAUAUCAGGUUUGAGUGCUGCAAAGCUGUUGAAAGCCAGUGGGCUCGAUCCUGUAGUGUUGGAAGCCAGGGACCGGGUUGGUGGUCGUACCUUCACUGUGCAAAAUAAGGAGGCAAAGUGGGUUGAUCUAGGUGGUGCAUACAUUGGACCGACACAGAACCGCAUCCUCCGUCUGGCCAAAGAGUACGGCAUAAAGACCUACAAAGUCAACGAGCAGGAGAACUUGGUGCAUUAUGUUAAUGGAAAGUCUUACCCAUUCAAAGGUUCCUUCCCUCCCAUGUGGAACCCCAUCACUUUGAUGGACUUCAACAACCUCUUUAGAACAAUGGAUAAGAUGGGCGUGGAGAUUCCCAGAGAGGCUCCCUGGAGAGCUCCCCAUGCUGAGGAGUGGGACAAGAUGACCAUGCAGGAACUCUUUGAAAAACUCUGCUGGACCAGAACUGCUCGUCGCUUUGCCACACUGUUUGUCAAUGUGAACGUGACCUCUGAACCCCACGAGGUGUCGGCUCUCUGGUUCCUCUGGUAUGUCAAACAGUGCGGAGGAAUAAUGAGGAUCUUCUCCACCACUAAUGGAGGACAGGAGAGGAAGUUUGUAGGGGGUUCGAAUCAAGUGAGUCAGUGCAUGGCGAGGGAGCUGGGAGACCGAGUGAAGCUGCAGUCUCCAGUCUACAGGAUCGACCAGACCGGAGACGUGGUCGUGGUGGAGACCGUGGACAAGCAGACCUACAAGGCCAAGUAUGUGAUUGUGGCCACACCACCUGCUCUGAAUCUGAAGAUGCACUUCAACCCUGAGCUGCCCCCGCUGAGGAACCAGCUGAUCAACCGUGUUCCCAUGGGCUCUGUCAUAAAGUGCAUGGUCUAUUACAGAGAGAACUUCUGGAGGAAAAAGGGUUACUGCGGCAGCAUGGUGAUAGAGGAGGAGGGCGCUCCCAUCGGCCUCACCCUGGAUGACACAAAGCCUGAUGGGACUGUACCUUGUAUUAUGGGAUUCAUCCUUGCCCGCAAGUGCAGAAAGCUCUCAAGCCUGUCCAAGGAAGAAAGGUUGAGAAGGAUCUGUGAGAUCUACUCCAAAGUGCUGGGCACAGAUGAAGCUUUGCAUCCGGUGCACUAUGAGGAGAAGAACUGGUGUGAAGAGGAGUACUCUGGAGGCUGCUACACAGCCUAUUUUCCCCCAGGAAUCCUUACUCAGUUUGGCAGAGUGCUGAGAGAGCCGGUGGGCAAGUUGUACUUUGCGGGCACAGAGACGGCCACCGAAUGGAGUGGCUACAUGGAGGGGGCCGUACAAGCUGGAGAGAGAGCAGCCAGAGAGGUCAUGUGUGCGAUGGGUAAACUCCAACCUAAUCAGAUCUGGCAACCUGAGCCUGAGAACGAGGAAAUCCGGGCACUCCCGUUUGUCACCACCUUCUGGGAGAGAAACCUGCCUUCGGUUGAUGGUUUCCUCAAGUUCUUAGGAGUCUCCACAUUCCUGUCUGCUGCUGCCGCAGCUGGCCUGGUGGCCUACAAGAAGGGCAUCAUCCCCCGGAGUUAAACCACCCUGUCAUCUCACUCCUCCACAUCUCAAGGGAACAUGUCUCAAUAGACACUUGUGUACUUCUAGUGCACUACUUUAUGGGCCCAAACUACAGAGUAGUGACCUACAUAGGGUAUACGUUGUUUUUUGAGAAACACCGUGAUGUAAGAAGGACUGCUCAGCUCAUGCAAAAACACUAACACACUGUUACUUUGUCCACAAACGAAAGAGAGAACGAAGCAGAUGAGAAGGGCUGACUGAAAGGUGUUUGAGAGGAGUGACGAAAGCCUAACUUCAGUUUAAAAAUCCAGACUCAGAUUGUGAAACCAAUGAAGGAAAAAAGAUCAGAUUCAGUUCGUAAGGGGAAACCUUCUCUGUCACUAUUACUAUCCCAUACACUGCCAAUGAAAUUCACUGUGUCGAUUAUAUGUGAGUUUAUAAAAGUCGCCAUGCUUACUGUGUAUAUGAGCCUCGUCUGUGUCGUGUGCUUUGGUGAGCAUGCAUUCGUGAGCAUGUGGUCAUCAAAGUUUUCGUACAAAGUGUGCAAGCGCGUGUGCAUGAGUUUCCACUGUGUGUCUAAUUACCUCUGCUGAUUUUAGGUGCUGAUUUAUUCUGGCCAAGCAGCCAUAGCUGUUUGAUGAAAUCCAGUGACUUCAGAAGAGAAAAGAGUUAGUAUAGUGACACUGUCCACAUAGAAAAUCACAGAGGAGGUUCAAGGACAAGUGGGGGGAGGGGCUUUUUCUGUCUUAUUGUCAGCAAAUCCCAUGAAAACACAAAUGAAUAGUGAAUUUUAGCAUUGUCUUUGUAGCUAAAGCCAGAUGUGAGUUGCACACCUAAAGUGAGUUGGUACUGCGUGAAAUGGGUUUCGUUGUUUCUCUUGAAUUUAAAUUUUAUUUACAUCUCAAAGCCCAAAUUAUGUGCCCUAAUAUGAAUCCUAAUAUGUACCCUAAUAAUGUCAUAUUAGGGCACCAAAUGUGUAUUAUUCCUAAUGAGCAAUCUGUGCAGUUGAAGGCUGGCUCCAAAAGCAGGUUACUCCUCACAGACUCCUGUGUUAUGUCUAGGUUUCCACCUGAAAAGGCAUCUUUAAAGCCUGGUGCAGUCUGUGAAGCUAAUUGUCUCCUUCAUGGUAACUCCUUUCAUAUAAAUCCUCUGUUUAAACUAUAGUAAGUCGUAGGUAUCAGCAAACACAGGGUACCAAAUAUGGCCACCAAAAAUUAAGACGCACCGUUCAGUCUAAGUACUGAACACAUAAAUUUAAUUAGUAAUCCACAAACUAAUGGUGACAAUAAUGAUAAUUAUAAAUAUUAAUUAAACACUUCUCAGUUAUAGUUCCUUGUUAUUUUAACUCCUUACCCCCUUGUAAAAGUCGACCAGGAUUAAGCUUGAAUACUUCAGGCUUAUAGAAAAAAACGACUGGUGUGCAUCAGAAGCUAGUGCGGGUGGUCUCUCCCUGUGCAGCUACACUUAGAAAAACCCAGAAACGGUUCUGAUUGUCUUCAAACCACGACUUUAUUGAUAUAUGCUGAGGUGUCAAAACUCAUCAUCAAGGCUACAAAGGGGAUGUCGUCAGUGUCUCUUUAUGGAGGAAAGAGUUAAGGUUUAUCCAGACUGAACACAGAGCAGUUACAGAUGUACAACGAAUAGUUAUGUUUUCUAUAAUUUUAAUCUUCAAAUAUACCAAAUUUUUCAUAUCCAUAGAUAAAAGUGUGCACGUUUUAUUAAUAAGAGCUCAGAAGUGGGGCUAGAAGGUGAAUGCAACUUAGCUUUUAGUGACUUCUCAAACAAUCUAGUUUUUUCCUGUAGUUUCCCUCCUUUACCCUCUUUUUGUCGCAUAUGUGUACGCAAACUCUUACAGCACCAUGUUUAGUAGUUUCUCUUCAACAUGAACUCUAGGCUCACGUACAUAAGCCAGGAAGUGGUAAGACAGACCAGUUCACUGUUAGUACUUGUGGGGUUUAUUGACAGACGAAAAGAAAAACUCAUCCUAAGAAUGAGAAGAGUCAGCCUUAUUCCUUUAAUGGAAAUGUAGUGGUGUCCAGCUGCUAGUGUGGUAAUCUGUCGGUCAGUAUAACGGAAGUAUUUGAAUGUAUUUUCCUCACACUGGAUAACACAUGCGUGGUGGUUUUGCUAAGGUAAUCACAUUUUUCACUUGUGUAUUUUUACCUUUUCACAUUCACACUUCAGAUAAACACAAUCCCACCGGCUCUAAGGCAUCCUUGUUACAAGUGUUUUGAUUUGUUUAGGAAAAAUUAAACUCUGUCUUUUAGAGAAACUUUAAAGCAAUGACAUUCGCGCUGAAAAACUGACUCGCUGCAGCAAAGGUUUAACUACUGGCCGCUCAGCAAGCAGUGGUGCAGCAAUCAUUCAUCCUGCUAAAAUCAUGUGUCGGGGGUGUAGAUGUGAAAGCCAACCUGCUGCACAGUCCUCUGUGUGCAGCUCUUUAUGCCCACUACAAGAAUCAUGCUGUUCUUGUCCCAAAGAUGUUUGUGAGUGUAGUUUAUCUGUUGUGCCUUAAUGAAAGUUGUAACGUUUUUGUCAUUUUAUCGCAAGUGCCUGUGACUCUGACACUCUCAGCCCUCAUCCCUCUUUCCCCUCCCCCGCCUGCUCCGGAGGUGAGAGGUCAGAUGGACCAGGUCAUCGGUUCAAGGCAUCAUCUGCGCUCAUUAACAUACAGGGGUCAGCAUUGUGUUCAAGUGUAUCCAAAACCUUUCAUUUUUAAAGUUCCCCUUACCUGAGUUAUGUCCUCACUGCAAACUUGACUCAGGUAAAGCCGAGUGUAAAAACACAGCAUCAGAGCUCAGACUGUUGAGGUGAUCCCUCUGCUUAUCUCUGUAUCCGUGUGUGCUUUGUGUUGUGCCUGCAGCGCUUCUUCCCUCGUUGUGGUGUCCCUCUCCCAUCUGACCCUCAGUCCCAGUGCAGGUUUUGUGCUCUUGCAGUUCUAGAAGUAAUGAUUGAAUAAUAAUGUCACUUUUUGAACCAUCACUAAAAGUGUUUGAGUUUAUGGUUGGCUGAACAAACAAAGCCAGCAAAUUCCAUCCACCCUGUAAAAAAACAACAACCAAAAACUACAGCACUCACAACAAACCAUCAGCAGACGUGAUGCAGCGUUAUUCAUUAUGGGGGGUUUUCUGGAGACACCCCCUCCCUCCCUUUGUCCCUCUGUGCAUAUGAGCCUUCUUAACUAUUCCUGUGACCUGCUCUUUGAUGUCUUUGAUUCCUCAUACAAAGAUGGUGAUAUUUAACAAAAUGUGAAAUAAAUCUUUUACUCAUCUUAA